Molecule: messenger RNA, 2456 nt
Organism: Cuculus canorus (common cuckoo)
Lineage: Eukaryota; Metazoa; Chordata; Aves; Cuculiformes; Cuculidae
Gene: RETREG3
Product: reticulophagy regulator family member 3
Exons: 9
Coding region: 108-1415 (435 amino acids)
Biological process (GO): reticulophagy
Source: RefSeq, a predicted model, not a curated record
GGCGGCGCCCGCUUGCCUUCCUUACGGCUAAACAGGGUGGCGCCAUGUUGGCAGCAGCCGGAAGACCCGCGCACGGGGCGGCCGGAUGUUGAUGCCGCGGGGCGGCCAUGGCGGCGGCGGCGGGGCCGGGAGAGCGGCAGCGGCGGGUGCAGGCGCUGAGCGUGGCGCUGCGGGCCCGCCUGGGACCGUACGAGCCGCUGCUGAGCGCCGUGCAGGCCGCGCUCGUCUGGGAGCGGCCGGGGCGCAGCGCGCUGUGCUGGGCGGCGGCGCACGGGCUCUUCUGGUUUUUCGCUCUAACCUCUCUCCGCUUGCUGUUCCUGGUUGCGUUUACCCUGAUGAUUGCAGUUUGUGUGGAUCAGUGGAAGAACAAAAUCUGGCCUGAAAUUGGAGUGGCAAGACCUGAUGAAUUAGACAAUGAGAGCUGGGGAUAUGUUCACCCUCGGUUGCUCGGGGUGCCAGAGCUCUGUCACCACUUGGCUGAAGGAUGGGUGGCUGGGACCAACUUCUUCAGCAAUCUCUUCAUUUUCAAGAGGCAAAACCCUGGAAAGUUCUGCCUUCUAGCGUGUGGAGUCUUUACUUUCCUGGCUGUCCUGGGCCGCUAUAUCCCUGGACUCAUCCUCUCCUACUUGAUGUUGCUCUUCGUCCUGCUGUGGCCCCUUGCUGUCUACCACAGACUGGGGCAGCGCAUGUACAUGAAGCUGGAGCCAGCUCUGCAGCGGCUGGAUUUCAGCGUUCGAGGCUACAUGAUAUCAAAGCAGCGGGGGAAACAACUGCGUCGCCAGCAUCAAGAGGCUGAGGAUGAUGGGAGUGACAGUGAAGAAGAGCUCGCUGCGUUCUGUCCCAAGCUGGAUGAUUCGGUGGUCGCCAAGGAACUGACUAUCUCUGACUCGGAGCAUUCGGACGCUGAGGUUUCCUACACUGAAAAUGGAAUGUUUAACCUCUCGAGGGGCCAGACUCCCCUGACAGAGGGAUCGGAAGACCUGGAUGGCCACAGUGACCCUGAAGAAUCAUUUGCCAGGGAUCUCCCCGACUUCCCUUCCAUAAACCCGGAAGCAACUUGCAUAGAUGACGAAGAUGACACCAGCAUUGGGAUUCCAAGCCUGGCCUUCCGCCCACAUGCAACAGAAGAUCUGCAUCUCUCUUAUGACCCAGAAGAAUCCGGCGCAGCGCUGCCCUCUGUCCAGAAUCUGACAAACAACAUAGCUGGAUUUGUCACCAGGGGGAUGAUCCAGCUGGCACUGUCGGGAGCCUCUCAGCCAGGCUCCUCACGCAGCGACCACCCCCAGAGAGGUGCAAAAACUUACCUGAGAACGGCCAGCUCGGACUUGGACACUGAUGUGGAAGGAGAUGACUUUGAAUUGCUGGAUCAGUCUGAGCUGAACCAGCUGGAUCCUGCUGGCUCACGGGGCCAGUAAGCAGUCCCACCACUUUCCGCUGGUUUUCUAUUGCACAUCGUGGAGGGAGAAUCCUGGAAGGAAAAGCCUUGCACAGUUCUCUAGAUCAUCUCCUGUGUGGGUAUGAGUGACGUGACAGCCAGUCCUGGCUGGGAGCACCACUGUGACUUGUGACUCUGUAGCCUUGCUUGGAUUUAAACUCGUAGGGAAAGGAUGUUGGUGUGAGCGCUCCACAAUCGCCCCGGCACUGCCUGCGGGAUGCUGCUUGCUCUGAAACUUCUCACCUCAGACAAUAAAUGUGGUGUCUGCAGCUCCACAGCCGCCACUCAGCCAAGAACAAUCCUAAAGCCAACCUUCUGGGGCUGAUGCGUGUCCGGGUGAAUGGGACUGGUUUCCCCUCAGACUUGGUGUCUGGGACUUCAUGCUGUUCUGUCUUUAUGACAACCAUUCUCCGCUCCUACAAUGUGCACAGAAUCCAAGUCUUCUUUCCCAGCAAUAUCCAGGUCCGGGUAGAAACAAACCUUUUGCUCCUAUUGUGGACACGGCCACGGUGUUUGUAUUUGCGAUGACCACUCAUCCCUGGUUCUGGCUUCCUAGUGAUGCUGUUUUGUAAGAGACACGACGGCAAUAAGACACCUCCUGUGAUUGCCUGCAGAGAACAUUUGCGUGUGCGGCUGCUCUUGUGUUGCUUUCCUAAAAUCCGGACUAACAGUUUGCUAACAAUUCCUUGUGGUCCUCCGGCACAGUUGGGUGAGGACCCUGGCAGUGCCACACUUCUGAGGCUGCUUCUGGGAAAGAGCUGGGGCUUCCCUGGCAGAGGGAAACGAUGGAGCUGCUCUGUCCUGCCGAGUUUGUCCUGGGGACAGGGAGAACCCGACGCUUCCCAGCCUGGUGCAACCAAAGCUGUUUGGUGGGCACCUAGCAAGGACACCACCAGAGCCCACCAGGACCCCACAGAAUUCCUUUGGGGGCUCCCAAGAUCCCCCUGUACAUCCUCUAGAGCCCCCUAGGACCCUUCUAGAGCCUCCCAGGACUGCGCGUGUGCGGGGAACAGGGCUGGUG